AUGUGUAUCGGGGAUUUCAACGAAAUUUUGGCUCAAGAUGAAAAGGAGGGCGGGGCUAUGAGACGAGAAAGACUGAUGGAUGGUUUCUGGGAAGCUUUGGAGGAUUGCCGGUUAAGUGAUUUAGGCUAUCAGGGGUACAAAUUUACAUGGAAUAAUGGUCACCAGGAUGAUACAUUCACCAAUGAGAGAUUGGAAGGGCUUUGGCUAAUCUGGAAUGGUGGGAACAAUUUCAAGAGGUUGGAGUCUUUACUUUGGCGGCCAGAACAUCGGAUCACCAUCCUAUCCAUGUAUGUUCAUGUUAAUCCGAUGGCUGCUGUCCAAGGUAGAUUGUCCCAAUGCCAGCAAGCUUUUACUUGCUGGAGUAGGAGAAAAUUUGGAAAGGAGGAAGAAGUUUUAAAGAGGAAAACAAAAGAGCUGGCUAUCGUCCAAGGUUGUUCAAAUCAUGAAGGCCUGCAGGCAAUUUUAAUUCUCAAAGCAGAGAUUUAUGGUUUGAUGGAAGGGAGGGACAGGAAGUGGAAACAGAGGGCGAAACAAAGUUGGUAUAGCAGUGGGGAUCGUAACACGGCUUAUUUUCAUACAUGGGCUUCACAUAGAAAGAAAAUGAACCGUAUUGCUCAGAUAGUAGAUGAAGAUGGUAGGUUAUGGAAAAAAGGGCAGGAUGUCUCUCGGGUUUUUGUUGAUUAUUAUACUUCUUUGUUCUCUUCUCAAGGACCUCAAGGGAUUCCGGAUUGCCUAGCUUUUGUGGAGCCUCAAGUCACAAGGAGGAUGAAUCAGUCUUUGCUUCAACAUUUCUCAAGACAGGAAGUUACUUUUGCUCUUAAUCAAAUGCAUCCCCUAAAGUCCCUGGGUCUGGAUGGAUACUCGGCGGCUUUCUAUCAAAAAUACUGGUACUCUGUGCGGGGAGAGGCUAAGGUGCAGGAAUGGGAGAAAAUCCAGUUAAUUCUAGCUUGUUAUGAGGCAACUUCUGGUCAGAAGGUUAACCGGGAGAAAACUUAUGUAUUUUUCAGCCGAAAUACUCCCUUACUUAUUCGGCAGGAGCUGAUGGAGGUAAUAAGAGUAUCUUCUACACAACAUUAUGAGUGGUAUCUUGGUCUUCAUGCCAUUAUUGGGAGAUCAAAGAGUAGUAAUUUCUCAAGGAUUAAGAGCAAAAUAUGGGCUAAGAUAAACGGAUGGAAAGAAAAGUUUAUUUCCCAUGUUGGGAAAGAGAUUUUGAUAAAGGCUGUCCUUCAAGCUAUGCCAACAUAUACCAUGAAUGUGUUUUUUCUUCCUAAGGGUUUUACGAAAGAUUUAAAUUCUCAGUUGGCUCGAUGUUGGUGGGGGCAUAAAGGGAAGGAUAAGAGUGUACCAUGGAUGAAGUGGUCACGGAUGGGUGUUUCAAAGGACAGGGGUGGACUGGGGUGGACUGGGGAGAAAUAUUAUAGGGGAAAGGGGUUCCUGGAGGCCAAUUUGGGUACUCGCCCUUCUUUUGCUUGGCAGAAUGCUACAGUGAGUGAGUUGAUAAAUCCAAAAAUAAACUGGUGGAAUAUAACUGUGGUGGAGCAGAUUUUUCCCCAGGAAGUUGCUGAUCAAAUAUGUGGAAUCACCAUAUCACCAAGAACUAACCAGGACAAACUCAUCUGGGCUGCUACUUCCACUGGUGUAUUUUCUGUAAGUAGUGCCUACCAUCUUCAGCUUGAUAUUAUGCAGCGGGUGCAAGCUGGCGUAUCAUUACAUUCAGUUGUCCAUCCUGGGUGGAAGUUGAUUUGGAAGUUAAAUAUCCCACGGUCAAAUCAGUUAUUCUUAUGGAAAGGUUGCAAUGAUAUCUUACCAACUAAAGAGAAGUUGUACAAGAGGAAAUAA
Molecule: messenger RNA, 1839 nt
Organism: Alnus glutinosa
Lineage: Eukaryota; Viridiplantae; Streptophyta; Magnoliopsida; Fagales; Betulaceae
Exons: 5
Coding region: 1-1839 (612 amino acids)
Source: RefSeq, a predicted model, not a curated record